AUGGAUUUCAUUGCUGAUAGAAUUUGGGAAGGGAUACAUGAGGAUUCAAUGAUGGUGAUAGAGCAUUUAUGGAUCCAUGAUGGAGAAAUGUUUAUGAGUGUAAUUUACUUGAAGGUUCAAGAAGGCAUCAAAUCAAUUGUAUUGGACGAACUAAGGGAUGUAGUAUCAUUUAUGGAUGCAGAACCUGUGAACUUCGAAGAUGAGAUUAAACAAAGGGAAACAACAGAGGAUGUACCGGUGGAAGAACAACCAGAAGAACAACAAGAAGUCGAAGAAGGGGAAGGACAUCUAAAUGAGUCCACAAGGAAAGAAUUAAUCACAGGGGGAGGGAGGUAA
This is a messenger RNA of Hemisphaericaspora subhashii, 336 nucleotides long. RefSeq lists its product as uncharacterized. The record is from RefSeq and is a predicted model, not a curated record. The coding region runs from base 1 to 336 and encodes 111 amino acids. Lineage: Eukaryota; Fungi; Ascomycota; Pichiomycetes; Serinales; Debaryomycetaceae. The transcript has a single exon.